Molecule: messenger RNA, 1741 nt
Organism: Durusdinium trenchii
Lineage: Eukaryota; Dinophyceae; Suessiales; Symbiodiniaceae
Source: the annotation of a GenBank genome assembly
CAACUUCGGGCGGAUUGCAAUUUGUCGAUAGCUAGCUCCAUUCACCAGGUGCCAAAGGUGUCACCAGGUUGGCUCCGAAUUCACCGGGCCCAGUGCUCCAUUGGGAGCGAGGUGCCCUUGCAUUGAUUCUCAGGAUGCGGCCAACGUUGCUGCAGCUUCUGCAGCUUGGACUACUCUCACAAUGUCUCUCACAGGUUCGAUCUGAGGCAGAGUGCCCGAGCAAUGCAGGGAGGCUCUCCCUCCGGGAAGCUCGGAGUCCGUUGACCGAGCUUCACGGCCGGGACGAGGCCAAGGCAAUGAUGCGCGAAGCAGUGACACUGCCGUUGCGCAUGGCUGAUGUUUUAGACUUCGAGCGGAUUUUCUGGCGCUCCGCCGAGCGCAAAGCCUUGCUGGUGUCGGGCCCGGCGGGCUGUGGCAAGCGCGCGCUGGCAGAGGCAGCAGCAGCUGAGGCGGGCGCGCAGGUUUUGCACCUUGCCGCACGUGAUGCCAAGACAUCGGACUUCUGCAGGACUGCUUUAUCCACAUCUUCCACAUCAAAGAAGCCUGUCAUGGUGCUGAUCGAGGGAUUAGAGAUGGAGCCAGAGGCAGCUUCCACAAUUGGCCACUGCCUCACGGAGGUUGCCAGGGAGCACCAACGCAUUGCCUUCGUUGCAAGCGCCAGUUCUGAACCAAGCAGCUUCCUUCAUCCAAUUGAGCUCUUCCCCUUUGGCUGGGUGCUGCAAAUCCCAGCGCCUGGCCAGGCAGAGCGGAAACAAUUUCUGUUGAAGCUGCUGGCACAAGUCUCCCGUGUGGAUGCGGUAUGGGGAUCAGCCUUGAGAGAAUCGGCAGUGGACACAUUGGCCAACCUCACGGAGAACUACACCUUCGCAGAGAUGGACUUUGUCGUCCGGCGGGCCUUCCUGCGAAGUAGCAACGAAGAGGGAGGCCGAGAUCCUGUCGCCCUGCACCAUUUCGAGAAAAUCUUGGCAGAGACGCCAGCUCAGAGUCUCAGAGCCUAUGAGCAAGGCUUCUCUGGUCGAAGACCCGUGGCCUUCAUGACUGACACAGCGAGUGUCAGCGAAGACCCAAAGAAAGAGAAGAAGUCAGCGCCGAAAAAGAAGAAGGAUGGCAAGGAUCCGAUGGAGAGCAUUUUUGGAUGGUGCAAUUUCUGGCUUCCAGAAGCCUUUCAUCUCCCUCCUGUGAUCUGGGCGAUGAUCCUCUUCGGUCUUCUGGCACAUUUGAUGGCGAAGACCACGUACCAGCCCUACAGUGGUCGUCGAAAACGUGGCCGGCACACCUCAGUCGGUCCGACUGGGACGGACCGCCUUCAUCGACGUCUUUUCGCCUUUGGGAGACGUCCAACAGCCACGGGUUGGAUGCGAAAGGACGCUUGUGCUGGAUAUGAACAGAUGUGCUGGAGAGAAGGGCUGAAUUUGACCAGGUCAAGCAGUGGAGAACGGAACCGCAAUUCUCUCUUUAGCGAGCUGAAUUCUGGCAAUCCGUACGGCCUGGGUGAAGGGCUAGGUGAUUGGCCCCUGGGAGGGAACAGCCCCUUUCCGGGCUUCCCAAACAUGCCGGGCAUGCCUGGGAUGCCCGGCAUGCCGGGGAUGCCUGGGAUGCCGGUGCCCGGCCAGGGCGCCCAGGCAGACCGUGCAGGCGAAACAGCCAGCUCAGUCAAGAGUCAGGGACAAGGAGAAGCUAGUGAAGGGCAGUCGGGCAGCGCCGACCCCGACAAGCAGUGACGACAGCGCCAUCGAUGGAC